Messenger RNA from Gryllus bimaculatus (two-spotted cricket), 3616 nucleotides. The record is from the annotation of a GenBank genome assembly. NCBI's taxonomy places the organism in Eukaryota, Metazoa, Arthropoda, Insecta, Orthoptera, Gryllidae.
GGCCAAGUCAGACAUCCGCAGUUGAAGCACGUUCAUCUAGCUACCUUACGAAGGUCCGGUGACGUUAACGGAGUGCUUAACCUACUUCGGUAUCAUCAUAAAAAACAAACAACUCGGAAACGUGACAACUCGGCGGAAUAUCGACAACUACCAAUAAAAGCGGUUCUAGCUUCCCUGUGCAGCUCCGGCGAGUGACGUGCAGAUUUGUAACUGUCAUUGGGAGCGCCGUAUGAAGUCAAGACCUAAAGAAGAAAAAGAAAAGAAAUCGCGAGAUACUUGGAUUGAGCAUUUCGUGCCAUUGAACUUCCGGUUCCCUGAGCUACUGAAUGGGAUAGUCCACUGGGAAGCGAGGCGGUCGAAUCGUUCCGCUCCUGUGCUUGCGAGUGGAAGCUCGGCCAAGGAAGAGGAAAGAACCACUGGACUCGCAACAUUUUUUUUCGCGCACCCGAACCGUGAAUUGAGUGGCAUUUUGUGAAGUGCUGUAUAAGAAGUCUCUGGACAUUCCUGGACGUUUUCGAGGCGUAGUAUCAGAAUUGUUCUUUGACCGGUAAGAGAAAAAGAUAUUGAAAUUUCGACAGCUACAAGUUUUCUUUAAUAAUCGAAAAAGAAGAGAAGUAUUUAGCGUCUGUUCUGUGUCACGGGCAACUGAAUGCCGUAACUCCGGAACAGAACACCUUUGUAAUAGAUCAGACCUAAAGAAUCUUUCAAGAAAAAAAGUUACUUCUCAGAAAUAUCUAUACUCUUAACUAUCUGACACAAAUAAACUGUGAAUCUACGAUUCAAACGAACUUUGUUUCACGACCAAUAAACAACAGAAUUCGUCAUCAGGUGUUAGUCAGGAGAAAAAUAAAACUGAAGGAGAUAACCCCGCAAGGAAGUAUUUCUUGAUUAACUCUGAGGACUCCUACAAAAAACAAACAAAAACAUUUACUUCUGUAUAGUGAGAUCCGUAAUUCUCCCUGUAAACAUAUAACGUAAGAGAUACCGUGCGUUCUCAAUCAUCAGAAUUCAUAGUGUGGAUAAAAACAACACCGAAUUCGGAGUCGUAUUUCUUCCGUCGUGCGUCUCCUCGGACAAAUCACCGCUCUGUACGAAAUUCCCGUCGCCCACCUAGCGAGCCAGUUAUCUCAACCCGUCGGCCUGUCCACUCAUUCACCCGCCGCACCCAACGAUAUCUCUACUCAUCGUUCUGUCUCUCUCGCCCGCGGAAGAUAAGAUCGCCCGCCCUCUCUCUCUCCCUUCUCGGCACGUGCUUCGACUGUUGAGCGACGUUCUGGCCGGCGCAUUCCAACGCGCCGAUCCAGCGCCGCGGUUCCCAGAGGGCCGUGUGACGCCCUCGCAAUCCACACGAUCGAUACUCGCACAGCACGCCGAGCCGUGCGAGGCGCGAGGACAAGUCGAUAGUCGCCCGCCACGAACCACGGCCGCACGGGACAUUUCGCUUCCGAGGAAACACAAAAAAAGGAACUGUCGGAAAGAAGAAAACACUGCCACCUAGCGUCGUCUCAAAGCAAGUUCUCUGCUCGUAGAAGCGUGGAGAUAAAACAAGAAAUAAACAUUUUUGUUGUUGGUUGUUCCGCGUUGCGUGACGCUGAAGAACAGAAAAAAAAAUCGCUGGUUGAUCGUCGUUGAAAGAAGCGCUGUUUAUUUCUGUAGACGAAUCUCAACUGUAAGUUAGGAAUAAAAUAGUUGAUAGAGCAGUUUAUUUAAGAGUGAUGAAACGCGAAAAAAAACCAACUCUGAAGUUUUGUGACUGAAGGGUACGUUACGAUUUGAUUUAGAAGGUCGUCUAGUUUUGAUUCCGAGACGAUUAUAACCGUAAGAUCGAAGUAGGGAAUAUACUUCUUACGAAUUAGUGACUUCACGAAAAGGACUGUCGCAACUAAAUUGUUGUGCGAGUGUAACUUCAUUUCUCAAGAAGCAUCAAGUCUCGAUUCUGAGUGGCGAAUUACAAAAUAUAGCGAGUUAUUGCUCUCACUAUUCGUGAAGAAAAUAACGGCUUUACGUGUGUCGAAGAGUAUUUCUGAACUUAUAACCAAGAACAAGUUAAGAAAAAAAGUGUUCGGCGUGCUUCAGCUUUGAUAUCAAAGAAAUAUCUCUGAUCAUCUUUGACAUUUUUAUAGAAUUGAAUCUGUCGUCACAAGUUCGCCAUCCAUAUAGAAACCCACAACACGGGCGUUGCGAACUAAAGGAACUUGCGCAUCAGUUGCUAAAUCCGACGCAUGAGCACAGAGUGACACAAUGGAUAGGUUCCAGUAAAUGCUAUGAAUUGCUAUAUAAAGAGACUCGUGGAAUCAUUUAUCCAAAUAUUCCUGAACCUCGUAGUUCGUACAAAAAGCGUCACGGAGUUUAACAUUGAGAACCACCCGGGCAAAUUCAUCCGUAUGACAAGUGCCAAACCAGAAUACGUAAGUGCAGAAGUUCUGAUCUAGCUACGUUUCUAUCUUUGCGCAGUCUCGAAAGAUUUGGAAAACCUGAACAAUUCAUCCAGGCCCAAACCAGUAUAGAAGAAACAAGAAUAAAAAACAGUAAUCUUCCGUGAGAAUACUCAAGAAGCCUAAUAUAAAUACGCUUCUCUUCCGAAACUGUUCGUAGAUUUGGAGAAUCCAAAAAAAUCCUCACAGACCCCGAAUACACAAGUACAGACGCCGUGAUCGGCAGCUUCCAUCCUUCCCGGAAAGUGCAAAACCCUUGGAAGAUUUGCCGCGAGCGUGUAAGAAGCAAAAGAAACCGAGCUCGGUUCGAGUGAUAGUGGCGCGAUCCGGCGCUUUAUCUCCAGGCCUGUCCGCCUCCGAACAAGUGCAGCGUUGUGAGCGCAAGGCCGGCUUCUGUCCGAGUGCGGCCCCAUUACAGGCGCCUCGCUGGGGACGAGGUGCGUUCUGCAGGGCUGGCACGUUGCUUCACCGCGCCGCUGAAUGCGUGAAUGUUUGUGCAACGUCGGCCGUCUGCCGGCGGCCGGUCGGGAGUGCUGAAUUGCAGCGUUCGUUCCCGGCUCAUAUACUACCUCCUAAGAAACGCCCCGAAUCGCAGAACCUAUUAGGGAGCCGUUCGGAAUCUCUGAAACCAUUACGAAUGACAACCAUGUCUAUGCGCAAUCGUCCAGUGACUAGUUUCGCCUGCCGGAGUGAGUGCUGGUAAAUCGCGUCGCGAAGUGUCGAGUGCGCGCUCCGCCAUGUUGCCUCCGAUGUCGGAGGACCCCGAAGGGGACGCGCUGGUCAUCCUCAACAACAUCCACAACAACAACAAUAACAACAUUAACCACCACCACCACCACGUGGGGAAGGCGGCGGCGCCCCGGCUGUUGACGCGCAGCGCGAGCGGCAACAACAACAGCAACACCGCCAGCAGCAACGGCAGCGCCAACUGCAGCAACGCGUCCUCGCCGGGCGGCGGCGGCCGCUACGCAGAGAUCGGCGUGUGGAAGCUACGGUUUUGUUUAGGAACGGAAAUUAGUUACAUUUAUCAAGGGAACGGAGUUAAAGCUACAAAAUAUGCAAAGAAUGUUGUAAACAGGAAAUGCCACUUCCAAGUAACAGAGUAUUUCUUUCCUCAUGGAGCAUACGCGGAUGCAGCAUUAAGUUUAGAAAAAAACUGGAAUAUGAAAUAUAAGAACUGA